This is a messenger RNA of Bacidia gigantensis, 1539 nucleotides long. RefSeq lists its product as uncharacterized. The transcript has 4 exons. The record is from RefSeq and is a predicted model, not a curated record. NCBI's taxonomy places the organism in Eukaryota, Fungi, Ascomycota, Lecanoromycetes, Lecanorales, Ramalinaceae. Gene Ontology annotation, molecular function: oxidoreductase activity. The coding region runs from base 1 to 1539 and encodes 512 amino acids.
AUGCACGAAAACCCACUGGAUGAUACAGAGUCUCCUAGCGUUCUGCGCUCAAUGGAGAUGGCAACCUAUGGCAUACCCACGAUAUCCUCUCUUCUCGUUGCUACAGGAGAACUCAAGAAUGCUGAGACUGCAUCGAAGCGCGCUGCUGACACGGGGGUCCUCCUGCUCGAACUUGGGCUGAACGAACCCACAUCAGAAAGAGCUAUCGAAGCAAUAGCUCGGAUGAACUUUCUACAUGCUCAGUAUCAGAAGUCUGGCAAGAUCAGUAAUGAUGAUAUGCUCUACACAUUGGGCAUCUUAGCCCUUGAACCUUUGAGGUGGAUCAAUCGGUAUGAAUGGCGAAGCUUGACUGAGCUGGAAAGGUGUGCUUUGGAUACCUUCUGGAAACAUAUGGGUGACGCAAUGAGAAUUGAAUAUACAAAAUUGCCUUCGGCAGCAAACGGAUGGCAAGACGGCCUGCAUUGGCUUGACGAAGUGCAAGACUGGAGCAAUCAAUACGAGGAGGCGCAUAUGAUACCUGCUGGUACUAAUAAACUGCUUGCAGAUUCUCAAUUCAACUAUUUACUGCCUACAUGGCCCGUAAAAUAUCGCUAUAUCUACAAGAAGAUUAUAGUUGUAUUCCUCGGACAUCGGUUGCGUCGGUCAAUGAUGUAUCCUGACUCUCCUCAGAUAUAUCACCGUCUUACAAACGGCGCUCUGGAGAUCAGGAAGCUUUUACUUCGUCAUCUAGCUUUACCCAGACCCUAUAUCUUGCGCAAUCGCUGGAUAGAGUCUACACCUGAUAGCAGGGAACGUCAUUACGCCUUAUCUGACUAUCUAGCACAUCCUUGGUAUGUAAAGCCCACUUUGAUGCGACGAUGGGGACCGCGGGCUUGGAUCUCGCGCCUCUUUGGAUAUAGGGUGCCUGGCGAUGAUGGUGACAAGUAUCACCCACAAGGCUACAUAUUCGCAGAAGUAGGUCCGCAGGUAUUCAGCGGCAAGGGCAGCAAAGAUAUGGAUCAAACCAGGGCUCGAUUAAAUUGGAGCAAGACCGAAGCCAAAUUUGGAUGGGUUAGUCAACCUAAUCAACGCGGAACGCUCGAUAUAAUAUGGAGUUGUGUUAUUACGCUUGCACUCUGCGCUUGGGCGAUGCUGCAUCUGAACGUGCCUGCCAAGACAGACUCUGAGGUCAAGAUUUUCCUCCGCAAGGUUCGAUGGAUGACUCUUACUAUUCUCGCACCUGAGCUGGUCAUGCUCUUUGCAAGCGGCCAGUGGGCUUCAGCCAAAAGAUCAGUGAUCGAUGUGCAGCGCCUGGGUCGCCACGACUGGACAAUUGUACAUGCAUUCUACGCUGAUAGCGGAGGAUUCGUGCUUCAUUCUGAAGAUGUUGUGCCUUUCCCUGUCACUGCAAAGCAGAUACACUAUCUUGUUGAGCAAGGACAUCUAGCUGCACCCACCAUAACGAAGAAGGAGAUAUUAGACAAGAGCAAGGCAGAUAGGCUUGCAAAGGUGAUUGCAGGUUCACAGGCUAUUUGGCUGGUGGCUGAAGUCAUUGCUUGA